This is a messenger RNA of Pelecanus crispus (Dalmatian pelican), 1283 nucleotides long. NCBI's taxonomy places the organism in Eukaryota, Metazoa, Chordata, Aves, Pelecaniformes, Pelecanidae. The record is from RefSeq and is a predicted model, not a curated record.
AUGAGGCUAACCAAACCUACUUUAUUCACUAAUAUUCCUGUGACUUGUGAAGAAAGAGAUUUACCAGGUAAUCUAUUUAACCAGCUCAUGAAAGAUGAUCCUUCUACUGUAAAGGGAGCAGAAACUUUGAUGCUGGGAGAAAUGCUGACUUUACCCCAAAACUUUGGAAAUAUAUUUCUGGGAGAGACGUUUUCCAGUUACAUUAGUGUACACAAUGAUAGUAAUCAAGUUGUCAAGGACAUACUGGUGAAGGCUGAUCUUCAGACAAGUUCUCAGCGCUUGAACCUUUCAGCUUCUAGUGCUGCAGUGGCAGAACUUAAACCUGACUGUUGCAUUGAUGAUGUAAUCCAUCAUGAAGUAAAGGAGAUAGGAACACACAUCUUAGUUUGUGCAGUAAGCUACACUACGCAGACAGGAGAGAAGAUGUACUUCAGAAAGUUCUUCAAAUUUCAGGUCCUUAAACCACUAGAUGUGAAAACCAAAUUCUACAAUGCUGAGACAGAUGAAGUGUUUCUGGAAGCUCAGAUUCAGAAUAUCACUACCUCUCCAAUGUUUAUGGAGAAGGUUUCUUUAGAGCCAUCUAUGAUGUACAAUGUUGCAGAACUGAACACAGUUGACACAGCAGGGGAAAGUGAGUCUACAUUUGGCUCUAGGACUUAUUUACAACCUAUGGAUACACGUCAAUACUUAUACUGCCUAAAACCAAAGCAAGAAUUUGCAGAGAAAGCUGGAGUAAUAAAAGGUGUAACAGUGAUUGGCAAACUAGACAUUGUAUGGAAAACUAAUCUGGGUGAACGAGGAAGGCUGCAAACUAGCCAGCUCCAAAGAAUGGCUCCUGGUUAUGGUGAUGUAAGGCUUUCUUUGGAGACAAUACCAGACACCGUAAAUUUGGAAGAACCUUUUGACAUUACAUGUAAAAUAACAAAUUGCAGCAGUGAAAGGACUAUGGACCUGGUUUUAGAAAUGUGCAAUACUAAUUCCAUCCACUGGUGUGGAGUUUCAGGAAGGCAACUUGGAAAGCUGCACCCAAGUUCAUCCCUCCAUCUUGCACUUACAUUGCUGUCUUCAGUGCAAGGAUUGCAAAGUGUCUCUGGCUUAAGACUUACAGACACAUUUUUGAAGAGAACAUAUGAGUAUGAUGACAUUGCACAAGUCUGUGUAGUUUCUUCAGAAGUCAAACAAAGCUGAAGAAAAAAUUCUGUAUUUCUGCUGGGCUUUUUUUUUUUUGGACCAACUUUGUGAUGUUUUUGCAGCCGAAUCACAUUAAAAUGUGUACAAACAAA